AUGUCAUCAUCAGACGAGGAGGAAAAGCGACCUAAACAACCAGAGCUCUCGUUCAUCACGCCAAAUGGCGUAUCCUACUAUGCCUCGUCUAAAUCCAUGCGUGUGGAAGAAUACCAGGAGAUGCUUGAUCGAGGGUGGAGACGAUCCGGAUCACUUUACUACAAGCAAAAUCUGAAACGCUCGUGCUGUCCGCAUUACACAAUAAGGCUAGACCCUACUACUUUCAAGCCAAGAAAGGACCAGAGGUUGGCCAUGAAUCACUGGAAUAAUUUCGUGCUGGGACAGUCAUAUAUCCGAAGUGCGGCAAGACUCUGUCCAAAAACUCGAGAGGAGAAGAAAUUGCGAAAGUCGAAGUUCGAUCUCCUCCAACGAGUCCAUGAAGUGGAAUACACCAAUGUCAAGAAACUCAAGGGUCCGAAGACGAAAAGGUCUAUAGAACCGGCCCAUAGGUUUGAAGUGAAUAUUGAGUCAGAUUCUUUCUCACAGGCAAAAUAUGACCUCUUCCUAAAAUAUCAAAUGACAAUACACAAAGAGCCUGCAUCAAGAUGGAACGUCCCCUCUUUUAAGCGGUUCUUAUGCACUGGUAUUCAGAGGAAGACCGUCAAAAUAGGCUCGAAAGAGCAGAGACUCGGAUCGUAUCAUCAAUGUUACCGGCUAGAUGGUAAGCUUAUCGCAGUGGCCGUUCUAGACCUGCUUCCUCAUGCCGUGAGUUCGGUUUAUCUAUUCUAUGACCCAGAGUACAGCGACUAUGAAUUUGGGAAAAUUAGUGCUCUCCGAGAAAUUGCCUUAACUAGUGAGGGAAAUUACCAAUACUACUAUAUGGGUUUCUAUAUACACUCCUGUCCAAAAAUGCGAUACAAGGCGAAUUUCCAGCCUCAGUAUGUUCUAGACCCGGAAAGCUUCACAUGGAGUCCAUUUGAUAAUUACAAAUAUGAACUUGAUCGACGUCCGUAUAUGUCUCUUUCCCAUGACAGCGCGUUAGAGGCAACAACAAAGGCAGGAGGUGGCGUAGAAGCACAUCCUUCUGGCGAAGAAAAGGAUGCAUCAAACGUUAAACCUCCUAUUGGUGAGGAAGAUAUGUCAUUAUUUGACGUCCACAUGCCAGGCGUCUUGACGUUACAGCAGUUAGAGGAGCAGGUGGAUCUGGAUCAUUGGAAACUUCUGGCCCAUGGUGUUCUGGUCGACAUGGUCGACUUGGUCCCAUGGGAUAAUUCGGAUAUCCGCAAUCCCCAGUCGAUAAAGGGUAUUGUUGCUGAGCUUGCUGCGGUGUUAGGACCGACGGUUGUUGAGAAUUCCGUAGUUGUUUUGUUCUAA
Histoplasma capsulatum G186AR is the source of this 1314-nucleotide messenger RNA. Its product is annotated as arginine-tRNA-protein transferase. NCBI's taxonomy places the organism in Eukaryota, Fungi, Ascomycota, Eurotiomycetes, Onygenales, Ajellomycetaceae. Gene Ontology annotation, cellular component: cytoplasm. Gene Ontology annotation, biological process: protein arginylation. Bases 1 to 1314 code for a protein of 437 amino acids. The record is from RefSeq and is a predicted model, not a curated record. The transcript is spliced from 10 exons. Gene Ontology annotation, molecular function: arginyl-tRNA--protein transferase activity.